CAAGGCGGUGCGGGGUGGACGCAUACGUGCACGCACGCGAGCGAGCGAGCAACAGAUCCCGGCGCAUGCGCACUUCAUUGUUUUGACUGAAAAUGCCGUCGGUUUCGAAAACGGCGGCCAACGCGUCUCCUCAAACCGAGAAACCGACCCACUAUACAUACUUGAAGGAGUUCAGGACGGAGCAGUGUCCGUUGUUCCUCCAGCACAAGUGCACGCAGCACCGGCCCUUCACGUGCUUCCACUGGCACUUUCUCAACCAGCGGCGGCGGCGACCCAUCCGCAGGAGGGACGGCACGUUCAACUACAGCCCCGACGUGUACUGCACGAAGUACGACGAGACCACCGGCAUCUGCCCCGAUGGAGACGACUGUCCAUAUUUGCACCGGACCACUGGUGACACAGAGCGCAAGUACCAUCUACGCUAUUACAAGACGGGCACUUGUAUCCACGAGACGGAUGCUCGGGGGCAUUGUGUGAAGAAUGGCCUCCACUGUGCUUUUGCUCACGGGCCACAUGAUCUCCGACCUCCGGUCUAUGAUAUCAGAGAAAUUCAAGCACAAGAGGCCCUUCAAAAUGGACAGCUGGGAUCUGGGGAAGGCAUCCCUGAUUUGCAACCUGGUGUAUUAGCCAGCCAGGCAAUGAUUGAGAAAACGCUGACCGAAGACCCUCGGUGGCAAGAUACCAACUUCGUUUUAGCCAAUUAUAAAACAGAUCAGUGCACAAAGCCCCCAAGACUAUGCAGACAGGGUUAUGCUUGCCCCCACUACCACAACAGUAGAGACCGAAGACGAAAUCCACGAAAGUUCAAAUACAGGUCAACUCCUUGCCCAAACGUGAAACAUGGGGAUGAAUGGGGCGAGCCCUCGAAGUGCGACAGUGGAGACAGUUGCCAGUAUUGUCACUCUCGCACCGAACAGCAGUUUCACCCAGAGAUCUACAAAUCUACCAAAUGCAAUGAUAUGCGACAAACUGGAUACUGCCCCAGGGGACCUUUUUGUGCAUUCGCACAUGUGGAAAGAAUUCCCUCCACAGAGGAGACCAUGAGCUCACUACUCACAGCGAUGCAGUCGAGUUCACAGUCCCAGCUCGGCUGUCCGCAGUAUCCGGAGUGUCCAGUCAGCGAGUGGAACAGUGGAGGAAGCUCCACCACCAGCGCAACCAGUAGCAACGGACAAGUAGGAAGUGUGUCAUGUUCUAAUAGCGGCACUGUAACGCCAAGCUCGGGAAGCUACAGUUUGUUAUCCCCAGUGGGAUCCAUCAACAGGCGCAAAUCCUUAACACACAAUAGUUUAUGUUCAGAGUCCACCACGUCCAGUAUCUCACCUCUGACGUCAAAAUAUCCUAGAGCUCUGGGCUUUGAACGUGAGGACCAGAUUAAGAACAAGGGGCAGGUGGACCACAAAUUGAUGGACCAAGAAAAACAGACACACAAUACUGUAUUCUCUGCGGUGAACCCCUUGGCAUCAAGCUUCACCUCCAGCAUAACGUCCAGCUUGGCCUCCAGUAUUGGCUCAGACAGCUCUUCACCCACCACCUUAUCAACCAUGAAUGCAAAAGCCACUCCUUUCUAUCCAGGGAGCAACACGGUGGAGUCCGUCAUCGGAUCUGCGCUGGAUCUCAACUUCAGUGACAUUAAUGUCGCGUCUCUCGAUAAGGAGUUCGAGGAGCAAGACAACAGUGUCGGGAUGGCGAAUCAAAGGGUACUCGUCGGAUCAGCUCCUGUUAACAUUCCCGGCUCCCUGGCACGAUCGUCCUCGUUUAAUUCUUCGUCAUCCCUCUCCACCUCCCCGCUGAGCUCCUUUUCCCAGUCCCUGUCGCAGUCCCUCCUGUCCGCGGGGGCAUCGCAGCAGAAUCAACAUUCAAACAUGUUGGCCAAACAAGAGCAUGGCCUCCUGGGAACGCCAACCUCCUCCUCCCAGAACUCUUUGGGCUUAAAUGGAGGAGCCAGCAACAUUUGGGACUUUGUCAGUGGCAGCUUCUCCCCGAGUCCGUCUCCAGUUUUCAGCAGCCUAACCUCCACGACCAGCGGCGCCGAUCUGACCCGCCUCUUCAGAGAGCUGGACGAUGCCAAGAGGAAGAUCAAACAAUGGGAGGAGGCCUGGCAUCAAGUCAAACAAGCCUGCGAAGCGUGCCAGAAAGAAGCCCGCGAAGCAAAGGAACAAGCGAAAGCGGCCGAGGCGGAACGGCAGUUGGCGGAACAGAAAUGGGAGGAAACGGAGCGCAAGCUGAAAGAGCUCCAAGGGGACUUUGAUGUGCUCUGUCGCAGCCCCGGGGCGCCUCUCCUGCGUAGCUACGGCGAGCUGGAGCAGCUCCCCUUGUCAAAGCUUCACUCCCUCCAGAGUCAGCUGCGUAAUGACCUAGACCUUAUAGACGGGGUAAUAUAUCAGCUUCAGUCAAAGAAAUGUAUAGUUUGCCAAAAGCAUGAUCGUUGCAUUGUCCUGCAGCCUUGCCAACAUUAUGUACUAUGUGAGAACUGUGCGCCUAGUAAAACAGAAUGUCCCUACUGUAGAACGAAAAUACUGAAGUGGUGAUAUACAACUACUGGAGGUACUAUUUAAAAAGAAUUAGCCCUUUUGAAAAACUACUAAUAGAUAUUACAGUACACUUUCUAAAUAGCAAUUUCUGUUUCAUACAGUGAUUUAAUUCAUUUAGAAACAACAAUGAUGUUUGACUGACGUAACAAAUGGUAUUUGAGAUCAGAUCCUUUACAGGGUAAUUCAAUCGGUGUAGCCUUUUGCUCAUUUUAUGUGACGACCAGUUAGCGUUCUCUUUCGGAAACCCAUGCACUCGAAUGAGAAAAUUAAAUUACCUUGCAGUGCCCUUUCUCAAAUCCUCUGUCAUGACAUAGACACUCUAAAGGACAAAAAUCUUGAGCCCAGAUUGUUUUACAUUUGGUUUCCACUGUACUAUAAAUACAUUUUGACCAAACACAAAACACAUUGCUGACCUGACAUGCUCUUAAAGUGAAUUACUAAUAAAUAAAAUGCAAACAGGACCAAUACACUUAAACGCUUAAUACAAAAAUGCAUUGAUGAUUGUGAGUUUGUACUUCUGGUGUCUUGUUGUUUAUAGAUUGUUAAUGCACUUAAAACACUUUCAGACAAAUCCAGUGCAAAUGUGUAUGAAGCCAAUAAAAGGUUUUAAUAAAUAUGUUCAAUACAGAUUCUUUGAAAACUUAGAUUUUACAUGAAAAUGGAUAUAGCAGAGUUUUAAAAUGCAUAUUUAAAAAAAUAUAUACAUAUCUGACUGUCACAUGUUGGAAUAUCUUAAGUUCAUUCUGAGAGGAAAAAGUUACAAAUUCCUAAUUCAAUUUUUGUCCUCUGUGGGUCAAUGGAUCAGAUUUGACAGAAUCGCAGAUAAAAACAAUUGCCAUGAUAACUGGUCCAAUUUCAGGUUAGGAUCUCGACUGCAAGGAAAUCAUAAUGUAAAUAAUAGAAACUUUCUGAAAGGAAACAGUGAGUUCACUGGUAAGCUAGUCCGGUGAUGUUCUGCAUUAAAUGGAAAAACCCCAAAAUAAAAACUAACAGUUGUCUAACAGUAGAGACUUGAUAUGCAGAUUUGUAAAGUGUAAUCAGUGCUGAACAAAGACCCUUGUCUAUGAAUCAGCAGCAGUGACUUAGAUCAAUAACCAAGUAAACAGCAACUCGUGCUCGUCCUAUUUUAAGCAAAGCCGCGUUUUGUUAGACCCCUAAUUUUUCAUGAACAUUUGAAGGGGCAGUAAGCGAUUUCGGAGAGAGCUCGUAUCGCUAUAUUGUUGUUGUUUUUUGGACACUCGCACAGAACCAACAGCUCGCGGACUGCGAGGAAAUAUUCGCAGAUUUUUUUUUGCAAAACAUAUAUUGCUUUAGAAUCGCUCACUGCCCCUUGAAUGCGACCAGUCAAACAUCAUUAUUUCUGACCAACUUUCUGAAGAAGUUUGAUUUCUUAUUAAAAGCACUUUGUUGACCUGGGACUUUAUUAAAGGGUAUAUAGAAUUUUUGCUUUAAGCUGCUUUGUAGGUUUUUCGUGUCUUUUUUGUUUGUUUGUUUGUUUUAUACUUUUUUUCUAUAUAAGCUAAUGUCUGAAGCAACGUCUGCGUGUGUACUGUGAAACAUCAUUUGAAUAUUUCAUGUUUCCUAUUGUUAUAUCAUGGCAUGGUUCUACAUAUUACUAAGAUUUCGUAGGAAAAAAGUACUUAAUAGUUUCUACUUUUCAUAGUUAGAUUUAUAAAAAAAAAAUCAAUCAAAUAAGUGCAAAUUUAAAAAUGCAUUUCUAGGCAUAACCAGCAGCUGUAAUAUCAAUAAGGCACAAUGCUACAUGUUAAGGCUGUUAUUCAAUCAGUUAGUUUUGUUUUGUAGACAUAUAUAUAUAUAUAUAUAUAUAUAUAUAUAUAUAUAUAUAUAUAUAUAUACAUACAUAUAUAUACAUAUAUAUAUACAUAUAUAUACAUAUAUAUAUAUAUAUAUAUAUAUAUAUAUAUAUUUAGCCUAGCUGUUAGAGAAGCAUGUAUUGUAAUUGCUAAAAGCCUGAGAUGAAGAUUUUUGUAGGAAUCUAGCCUCUCGACUUUGUCUAGAACAUAUCGGCCUCUAACUCUAAAGUGCCUUGCCUCGGUUGAAAAAGGAAAAUGUAUCGAAUUUUCAGAGCAAACGCAAGUCAGUUGAAGCUUGUGCGCAGGUUUCUACAAAAUUUGUCGUUUAACAUUUGCAGAAGCAGUGAAAUGUGUAUGACUAUAUGUGUAUGUAUAUAUAUAUGUAUACAUAUAAACAUACGCCAGUGUAAUUGGCCAAUCCCAAAUAAUUGAGAACAAACGUUGUCAGUACCGGUGUCCUGACUUCAAUUUAAAAUAUAUAUAUAUAUAUAUCAACUUGCCUUCCUUCUCCCUCCCUCGCUCCCUCCUUGCCCCCCACUCAUUCCUAGGUCGUGGUGCUCUUUCGAUGCAGCUUCAGUCUUUUUGAAAUUAGGUUUUUUCAAUUUAAAGUUUUUGGGAGUAUGCAAACGUAGAACACGUGACAUUGUAUUGCAACACAUACAAAAUGCUUGUUAAACCUGUCGGGUAACUUGCAUUUAGAUUUACUGUAAUAAUUCUGCAGCGAAUGAAGAAUUCUGUCGUUGACGUGUAAGUUUUGAUUUUUUGCAUAUAGGAUUUGUGCUUAGGUUCGUCUAAUUGAAAUGACCUUCUACUGUGUUUAGAAAAAAAAUCUUUUUAUUCUUGCUUUAAAUUCAAUAGAAAAUCAUUUAUUUCCAGGUACACCUUUUGCUACUUAUGAAUAUGGGAAAAAUACAUUGUUUACAUUAACAUAAAUGAAAAUUUAAGCAACUCAGAGGAAAAAUUGUCGAGAGAAAGGUUAUGGUAUUUUAGCAUUUUCAUGAUAAUAUUUCAGCAUAAAAAGGCAGGCUAAACACUUCUGGUAUUGCAUGUUAUGCGAUAUAUUAACCAGCUACAAAAAGAAAAAGUAAAAAAAAAGUCUGCACUGUGUCACACUGCCAUAAUAUUUGUAAUGACUUAUUUUUAGUGUAGUAAAAAGGCUUAAUAAGUUAUGUGAGCUUCGCUGCUACUGGAAAAGGUAUUAAUGUAAUUUUCUAGUUACACAUCUAGAUGUUUGAAUGUUAUUGUGCAUCAACAGGUCAGAUUUCAGAAACUAUAAAAAUAAUCUGUCUUCUGCAUUUAAUUGACUCAAACCUUAUUAGAUUUAAAUUUGUUCCCAUUUGUAAAAUCCAUUUAAGUCAAAGUUUCAGUUCUUUUUUAAAUGACUUAGAAUGAUGUCACAUACCUCUACUCUACUGUAGAUUGUCCCUUUUUUUGUUUUUUAAUUGAUUGAUGGUAAAUGUAUUUUUGUUGGAUUUGUCCCCUGCAUACACUGGUGUACGGUGCAGCUCAUUUCACAGGGUCCCCUCUGGUCUUUUUUGUUUUAACCUGUGAAUUCGACUAAAUUAAUGAUGUCUUGUGUGAAAAAUCCAAAAAUGAACCAAAGUGGUGUUCGAGUAGCUGUCCAAAAAGGGAAAAAAAGUCCUUGAAACAGAAUUUCAAAUAAUUGCUAUGGAAUUGGUGGUUGUGAACAAGUUUUUUUUUUUUAAAAGGCAGGUCAGAGCACCGAGAUUAUGCAGAUGAAAAUGAGUGUCGUAUUGAGAGUGGCAGGGAUUCUGUAUUUUUGCUUUAAUAUUUCAUUCAGUAGGACAGAAUAUCCUCUUGCCAAUGGGUUUUACUUACAACAUUAAUGGAUUUAAAGCCCAAUUUUGCAGUUUUUACCAAAGACCUUUACUAUCGUUAUUUCAUUAUUUUUUUCUUACUACAUUACAUCGUUACUUUUAUUUCAGUAAGAAACCUAAAAUUAGAUUUUUUUUUAUCACCUAGUACCUUAAAUAGAUGUGUGGUUCCUUAACAGUAAUUAAUGGCAUUGUUUUUCUAUCUUAUGUUAGCUCCAGUGAGUUGAUACACACAUAAGAUCAAAAAUGCAUGGGUCAGAUCCUCACAAACAUGUGUAUUAUUUGUACAUUUCUGUUUUUGUGUUGAGUAUACAUCGACGUUUAUGGCAGACUUGUGCAACAGCGGCUCGCACACAUUGCUGACCUGAAGCGGGGACUCGGUGUUCGUUUAAUCGUUGUCUACAGUGAAGGAAUGUCGAAGGGGUGAAUGACAUUUGUGCUUCUGAAGUGGCCAUACGAGCUUCAGUACUGCACCGUUCUGAAGUUCAAUCUGUCUGACUUUGCUUAACUAGAUAAUCUCAAUCACUUUUGGAAGUUGACGUUUAUGCAUUAUACGGUGUUAUGAUAGGCCCGACUGUAAGGUGCUUUCUUUUUACCUGACUUAUUUUCUUCUUUUUUUUUUCCAUUGCUGAAAAUUGUGGUCCAAUUUGUUUUUGUUUUUUUGGAGAGUUUAUGAUUGUGGAAAAGUCAUCAAUGGCAGAUACAGACAUAAUUAAAUUUGAAUGAAUUGUUCUCAUGAAAAUAUGUUGUUGGCCCCUUGAUCUCUUAAAGUGGUCUACUUACCCCAAAUCAAGUUUUCCAAAAGAAAAAGAAACUAAACAUCCACUUGGUUUAGCACAGCUUACACUUCUUUGCAUUGUUCAGAUUCGUUAAAUUUAUGUCCAAAGGACCAAUUACACUUUGAAGUACAUCUGUGCCUUUUUCAAUAAUCACACAAUGUCAAUUGGUAACGAGAACAUUUCUCUGAGACGCCAUUUUGUUCUCGCUCAGAUGAUAAAACACAACAUGUUCGAUUGGAAUCAAAAUUUCAGUGCCUUACAACGUUUUUUUGUGGACCACAUUGUGAUUGCUAAGUGAUCUUCUGCAUUCGGGCCACUUUAAUUGACUGAUAAUUCUCUAUCUCAGUCUGUAUUUGCCAUAAGAUUUAAGAAAAUGUAGCAAUACAUAACCACUGAGUACAACGUUUUGAUAUCAAUUAGCUAUUUGGCACCAAAAAACCCCAACUCAAUUGUUAGUGAGAAAAGCACCAAAUAGGAAGAAUCUUGUAAAUGAACUGUAAUAGAUGUAUCAUUAUGCUCUGCGUUGGAAUAGUUGAAUCUAUUUUGCAUUAUUGUUAGUUGUUGUUGUCGUCUUUUUUUCUUUCUUUUUUAAUACUUACGAAAAUGGAGCCUGAAGAUUUAUGCAAUCUUGUACAUGUAUAUGAGUUUGAUGUUAUGAAGCUGUUCAAAUUAAGGAAAAUACUAAAUGAUCUGACUGUGGAACCAGUCGUUCCAUAUACGUUUCAGAUAAUUUCAUUAGAAAUGUUAUUUUAACUUUUGAAGCCCUGAAAUAUUGAAUGUAUUGUUCUAAAUUAGAUAUUCAAUGAGUGGGUUACUGGAUAUUACGGAGCACAGUUAAUUCAUUAUGAUGUAGCAUCUAGUUGUGAACUGCUAUUCAAUAAAAUUUAUUAGAACUAAAACGAAUGCAAGUUUUCUAUCUGUCAGCACAAUGAGGAAAUAUAAGGAAAGAAAUGUAUUUUUCUCAGGGCGAUGCGGUGAUUUAUUAGAAAAAUGUGUUAUAUGCGAGGAAACUGCAUUUCAUGGGUUUAUUAAUGUCAGUGGGUUUAGACAUAAUUUAUAGAUAGAUUAAGAAAUAAGUCCCUUAUUUUGUGACAAAGCUAUAUGAAUAUGUAGGAAAUUCUCUACUGAAAAUCGUAGAAAUGAUUCUGUUGGUAUAUUGAUUUUUUUGUGUGUGUUGUGAACACAAAAAUCGGUGCAAGUCUUAUAGAAUACUAGAUUUUUCUUUUGUACAUUAAGGAUUGUCUACUGCAUACUUUCUGUAGUGUAUUACUAGUUUGUUAACACUUGUUAAAUCUGUUACACUACAGUUAUGCAAUGGUUUACAGAGUUCACAGAAUUAUUUUUAUCAUCUUGAAAAUUAAAAUAAUUUUUCAUCCAAA
Scophthalmus maximus (turbot) is the source of this 8341-nucleotide messenger RNA. It is a transcript of the gene unkl, whose product is annotated as unk like zinc finger. Lineage: Eukaryota; Metazoa; Chordata; Actinopteri; Pleuronectiformes; Scophthalmidae. The record is from RefSeq and is a predicted model, not a curated record. The transcript is spliced from 16 exons. Bases 93 to 2531 code for a protein of 812 amino acids. Gene Ontology annotation, molecular function: metal ion binding.